Molecule: messenger RNA, 447 nt
Organism: Mesocestoides corti
Lineage: Eukaryota; Metazoa; Platyhelminthes; Cestoda; Cyclophyllidea; Mesocestoididae
Source: the annotation of a GenBank genome assembly
AUGGUUCAAUUAUUCUAUUAUGAGACAUUGGGUCGACGUUGUGAUAAACUCAUCCGAAUAAACGGUCGGAAGAUGUCAUUGGAGCUGUAUGCCUUUGAGGGCCUCCCCUCAACCAAUAUCACCAAUCGAUGGGAACUUCAAUUUCCUUGGUUUACUUGUCGCUAUUGCUCGGUGAUAAAGAUAUGUGGCUCGAAUAAACGAUACCAGACGAAGGCGAAGGCGAUGUGUACCAAACACGACGGAGCUCUUUUUGUCACGGGCAAAUUCAAAGACGACGCUGAAGGUUUGGCCGGUAAACCGCAUUUUUGCAUCUUCCUUACCAGCAACGUGACCCAAGCAGACUUCCAUGCGGGCUACAUUCUUACCGGUACCCUACAGCGCGGUGAUAGACGAAAAAACGACUGGGAGACAACCCACUUUGCCAUGGUUCGACGUAGAGGCUACUAG